Molecule: messenger RNA, 1232 nt
Organism: Pocillopora verrucosa
Lineage: Eukaryota; Metazoa; Cnidaria; Anthozoa; Scleractinia; Pocilloporidae
Source: RefSeq, a predicted model, not a curated record
AAGGGCUAAGGCGUUCUGAAUGCUACUUCCCAUAUGAUUGGUACUGUUGAAUUAUUCCUUUUACGAUGCAGACAAGAGCUGUCGUGGUAAGAAAGGACGAAAAUGGUCAAAGGGUUUAUGAACUACGCGAAUCGUUUGAGUGCCCAACACUAGAUGAAAACAGCGUUGCAGUAAAGGUCAAAGCUUGCGGCUUGUCUCCACACCAUAACAAGAUUUUAGAGGAAUUUAACUUGAUAAGCAAGAAGGAACAGCCAUUUGGAAGAGAAAUAUCAGGAGUUGUUACAAAUGUUGGAUCAGCAGUCACAAGAGUCAGCAUUGGAGAUGAAGUGGCUGGCCUGCUUCCAUUAGAUUCAGCUUCAGCAGGAUGUGCAAACUUUUGCAUCUUAUCACAGUAUGAUGUCGCCCAAAAACCAGAGAAAGUGGAUCACAUAGAUGCAGCAGGUUGCAUUGGUGAUGUUGUUAGAGCUUACACUGCACUAUACUACCAAGCCAGAGUAUGUGGAGGAGAGACAAUACUGAUAUUCAACGGGGCCUCAGCCAGUGGUGUUAUGGCUAUCCAACUUGCCCAUAUUUGGGGGGCCAAGGUUCUUGCAACAGCAUCAUCAGAAGAAGAAGUUAUUUACCUGCAGAGUCUUCAACCACCACUUGCAAAUGUAAUAGACUUGAGGAAAACAAAGAAGUCAUUAGUAGAUAUUUGUAUGGAUGAAACUGGUGGACUUGGUGUGGAUUGUGUGAUUGAUAAUGGAGUUCUUCGUCAAGAUGAUGAUGUUAUAAUUAAGGGAACAGGCAUUGGUCUACCUGGCCAAAAUUCAGUGCCAUCCAAACAUGAUGUGAUCUCCUGUCUUGGAGUGGCUGGAAGAUGGAUCACUUCUCAUCAAGAUCUUCAGUUGGACCCUCCUGAUUCUCAGAUGCUUUACCUCAAAGGAGCUGCAAUCAGUUUUCUCUUUGAACAUUCAUGGACUUUAUCAAAAGUCCAACGUAUCAGAGAGACGUUAUUGCUCGUUUUGACCGAAAUUUGCCCGUUUUCUCUUAACUUGUGUGAAGACAUCCUCCAAGACAUAAUGGAUAAACUGUCUAACUCAGUGAUAAGACCGGUCAUUCACCAUACUGUGUCUCUGGAAGAUGCCUGUGAAACCCUGCAGCAACUACCUCAGCACACUGUUGGCAAAAUUGUUGUUAGCUUGUAAAUAUAACAAUUCGAGUCUAGAAAUAAAGAAUUCUAUUUUACGUGA